AUGCAGAAGUCUGAGUCAUUAGGUUCACUUAAUUUACCAACAAAUUCAGAAAAUUUAAUAUUAACAUCAACAUUUAAUCCAGCAUCGAAACCUAGUUCUUUUUCAAAAAUGGCACGGCGCAUGGAUAUUAUUCCUACACCGAACAGACCAGAUAAAUUAUUACCAUCUACUAAAACUCAAUCCUGUAGUAAUGAGGACAGCUCAGUAAUGAAUACUGUUAUAGCUACUGAAAGCAAUACUGCUUUCGAAGAUGAUCAUGUUUUGUGUGAUAAUCGACAAGAUACUUCAGUAAUACCGAAUUUAAUUCAUAAUCAAUCUCAUCAGAAAGAUCAUACAAGUGAUGAACAAGAAGAUGAUAAUCUAUUUGAUACAUUUAUUUGUGAGAACUUCGUUCCUUUUUCGGGAGCAGAACCCAUCAAUCAAUGGUUAGAUGAGACUGACGCCUUAUUUCAUCGCUUCAAGAUCUCACGUAAACUUCGUUUUCAAGCUAUACCUCUUUUAGUACAAGGCGAUGCGAAACGCAAAUAUAUCAAAAAUCGUCACGCCAUAAAAUCUUUUGAUGAUUUUUAUGAAUUUCUACUAACACAUUUCGAUUCAACUCCAGUAACAGUCAGUACUUCUAAACCUAGUCAAACUAAUCAUAAAGUUGAAUUUGCGAAAGAGUCUAUGUGCAUCAGUAACAUAACAACAGAUUCUAAAUUAAAUGUUGCGAAUAUAACUGAUGCUACUCAGUUGUCACAGCCAUCCGUUUCUUCUUAUAGUAAGCUUGCUAUUGAUGAUACCACCACAACGAGUGGUGAUGUGUCAGACUCUAACUUAUCUGGAAAUACUUCAACAAUUAAUCGUUUACCAUCAGAUCCAGUGAUAACAGAUUUACGCAAAGCUAUCGUAGCAGAUUUUAUACGAAAUCCAAAGAUUUUUCGUGGUAAUAAGGACGACGUGACAAAAUGGUUAGAGGAUAUUGAUCAUUUGAUGCACAUUGCACAUGUUCCUGAUACGAAUCGGCUCGAUCUCAUUUCUUAUUCUCUAAGAGGAGAUGCUUGUCAAUGGUUUCGUAAUAACCAAUCAGUAUUAACUAGUUGGGA
Molecule: messenger RNA, 1085 nt
Organism: Rotaria sordida
Lineage: Eukaryota; Metazoa; Rotifera; Eurotatoria; Philodinida; Philodinidae
Source: the annotation of a GenBank genome assembly